Recurvomyces mirabilis is the source of this 1731-nucleotide messenger RNA. RefSeq names its product uroporphyrin-III C-methyltransferase (gene MET1). The record is from RefSeq and is a predicted model, not a curated record. Gene Ontology annotation, molecular function: uroporphyrin-III C-methyltransferase activity. The coding region runs from base 1 to 1731 and encodes 576 amino acids. The transcript has a single exon. Gene Ontology annotation, biological process: sulfate assimilation; siroheme biosynthetic process. Lineage: Eukaryota; Fungi; Ascomycota; Dothideomycetes; Mycosphaerellales; Teratosphaeriaceae.
AUGGCUCCAGCACUGCUUACAGCAGUCGACUCGACUACGCACAUCCACCUUGUCGUCGGCUCGAAUCCUCUCGCUGGCGCACGAUGCAGCAAGUCUAUCGAGGUCGGCGCCACACCUAUCCUCAUAUCUCCUGCUGGUACAGUUUUACACUAUGGGCUGGCGAAGAGAAUAGAAGAGCAUGGCAUAAAAUGGGAGCAACGAGAGUUCGUCGACAGUGACUUGACCACAUUGGGGCGAGACGAGGUUGACCAUGUGGUGGAUGCUGUGUUUGUUACCUCGGGUGGGAGGAGUGCGAUUGCCCAGCAUAUCUCAACGCUAUGUCGCCGACUACGGAUACCAGUCAACGUGGCGGAUGCAUCCAAUUUGUGCACUUUCACGAUGCUCUCUACACACAACUCCGGUCCACUUCAGGUCGGUGUCACCACUUCCGGGAAAGGUUGCAAGCUAGCGUCGCGCAUCAAAAGAGAGAUUGCCGCGGCUCUGCCAGCUGAGCUUGGUGUUGCUGUUGAAAGACUUGGUACAGUGCGAAGGCGAAUAUGGGAGCAGGAUCAUGCCAUAGAGGCCGCGACUGAGAUGGAAGGCGAGGACGAUGAAGCUGGACAAACUGCAACAUUUAACAAACUUGUUACACCGUCAGAUGCGGAAGCGGCAAAAGCAAGGCGGAUGCGAUGGCUUGCGCAGAUCUGCGAGUACUGGCCAUUGCGUCGUCUUGCUGCAAUUACAGACGAAGAUGUAGAAGGCAUACUAGAAGCAUACAAGCACGACUCAGCCGUCGCACCCGCAACAGACGACAGAUCCAUCCUCAGUCCAGCCGUCCUCGACGCCCGCCGAAAUCGCGGCCGUAUAAUCCUAGCUGGCUCAGGACCAGGCCACCCCGACCUCCUCACAACCGCCACACUAAAAGCCAUUCGCUCCGCCGACCUCAUCCUCGCAGACAAACUCGUCCCAGCACCCGUUCUCGAACUGGUACCCCGCCGAACACCAAUCCAAAUCGCACGCAAGUUUCCUGGAAACGCAGACGCAGCACAAGAGGAACUACAUCGCAACGGCCUGGAAGCAAUGAAAGAAGGCAAGACGGUUCUGCGAUUGAAACAAGGUGAUCCUUACCUCUACGGCCGCGGAGCAGAAGAAGUCGAGUUCUUCCGCUCGCAUGGCUACGAAGCUACUGUUCUCCCUGGCAUCACGUCCUCGCUUUCAGCACCGCUAUUCGCACAGAUACCCGCUACGCAUCGUAGUGUCAGUGAUCAGAUUCUAAUCUGUACUGGGACAGGGCGGAAAGGCGCAAGUCCCGAUCCACCGGGUUUCCUCCCGAAUCAGACCGUCGUGUUUCUGAUGGCGUUGCAUCGACUCAAAGAGCUGGUGGAGAGUUUGACAGGGCAUAAGACCCUCCCUUAUCCUCCCUCCACACCCUGCGCAGUGAUCGAACGGGCGUCGUGUCCGGAUCAGCGUGUCAUUCGAACGACGCUGGAAUAUGUCAAUGAUGCUGUGGAUGAGGAGGGGAGUCGGCCGCCGGGGUUGCUGGUUGUGGGGGCUGUUUGCGAGGUCUUGAGGAAGGUGCCGCAGAAGUGGGUUGUGGAGGAUGGGUUUCAGGGUUUGGAUGUUUUGGAUAGUUUUGGGGAGGGUGGGGAGGGGUUAGAGGGUUUGAGGACGAGGCUUGUUACGCCGGAUUUUGAGGAGAGAGGGGAUCCUUUUGGUGGGGUUACACCAGGCGGGAAGGUUAUCAAUGCGUAG